Molecule: messenger RNA, 4331 nt
Organism: Baudoinia panamericana UAMH 10762
Lineage: Eukaryota; Fungi; Ascomycota; Dothideomycetes; Mycosphaerellales; Teratosphaeriaceae
Exons: 6
Coding region: 265-3969 (1234 amino acids)
Molecular function (GO): metal ion binding; ATP binding
Source: RefSeq, a predicted model, not a curated record
CGCGUGAAAGAUAAUGAAUGACUGGACGGCUGUAAUGAGGAUAGAGCUUGCCCUACCCGGACUUACUUGUCGAGCGGAUGAGGAUGACGUCCACCAAGCUUUCAUUGAGAGUGUCGAGCUUUGCGAUAGGCAGGAUGUGUGCCGGACAGGCUGCCCCUCACUCGAACAGGCGUCUUCUCUUAUCGAGAGUCUACGACUUCCCAAAAGCAGUCUUGGAAGACGACGCUCUGGGCUCACCAUUCCUGAGCCAGAGACGCCGACGGGAUGGAGAAGUUGAAGACUGUAUUGAUUGCAAACCGAUCAACAUUCAGGGUUCGAAUCAUUAAGACUGCGAAGAGACUGGGGAUCAAGACCUUGUCCAUCUACACCUCAGCGGACGCAGCCUCACUUCACGUGUCUCAGGCGGACGAAGCCAUCUUACUGCCAGGUUCUAAUAACACAGCAUAUACGGAUGGUGACAAGAUUAUCAACAUUGCGAAAGAUCGAGGUGCUGAUGCCAUCAUUCCUGGAUAUGGAUUCUUGUCCGAAAAUGCAAAUUUCGCACGCUCUGUUGGUCAGGCCGGACUAGUCUGGUGUGGGCCGAGUCCGGAGGCAAUCGAAGCAUUCGGCAUCAAACAUGUCGCUCGCGAUCUUGCGGAGAAGGCUGGUGUGCCGAUUGUCCCAGGAACCAAAGGGCUUGUCGACUCUGAAGAUCAUGCCAUCAGCGAGGCUGAGCAAAUCGGCUUUCCAGUCAUGCUGAAAGCCACGGGUGGAGGUGGUGGCAUGGGUCUUGUCGUCUGCAACAAUGCCGACGAAGUGAGGAGCGGCUUUAAGACCGUUCGGAGCAGAGGCGAGACUCUCUUCAAGAAUCCCGGAAUAUUUAUCGAACGCUUUGUAGCUGAAGGCCGUCACAUUGAAGUGCAGGUUUUCGGCAACGGCGAUGGUGAAGCCAUCCACUUCGGCGAGCGCGAGUGUUCUAUCCAGCGACGGAAUCAGAAAGUCAUUGAAGAGUGCCCUUCGCCUUUUGUCGAGCAACAUCCCGAACUCCGAGACAAGCUUGGAGCUACAGCUGUUAGCCUUGCCCAGUCCGUCAGGUAUGGCUCUGCAGGAACCAUUGAGUACAUCGUUGACGAUAAGUCGGGCGACUUCUACUUUCUGGAGAUGAACACGCGCCUACAGGUCGAGCAUGGCAUCACUGAAAUGGUGUAUGAUGUCGAUCUUGUGGAGCUAAUGUUCAGGCAAGCCGAUGCUCAGCUCUGUGGUAAGGGCGGUCUUUCGGCAGACACCCUGCGGUCAUUGCAGCCUUCGAAGCCAACUGGUGUCGCAAUCGAAGCGAGAGUGUAUGCAGAGAACCCGCUGCGGGACUACGCGCCUUCCCCAGGUCUGCUGCAGAAGGUGGAGUGGGAGCAUUUAGAAGGGUCACGAAUCGACACUUGGGUUUUCACUGGCACUCAAGUAUCUCCCAGCUAUGAUCCACUGUUGGCUAAGGUGAUGAACCAUGGGAGAACGAGAGCGGCUGCCAUCAAGGGGAUGGAGCUUCUGCUUACGAGGUCCAGCAUAUGCGGCCCUCCCACAAACCUUGAGUUUCUGGCCGCGAUCGUGCAGAGUGAAAAAUUUAAGUCUGGCUACACACUCACGGGCUUCUUAAAUGACUUUAAGUAUGCUCCACAUACAAUUGACGUUAUCAGCGCUGGAGCCUAUACGCUCAUUCAAGACCUUCCGGGACGACCAAGCGUAGGCAAGGGGAUUCCGCACUCUGGAGCGAUGGAUCCGGUAGCACUCAGCUGCGCUAACAUGCUUGUUGGCAACGAUGCCGGCACUGAAGGCUUGGAAAUCACACUGAGCGGCCCAGAGCUACGGUUCGUCGGUCCCGCCGUCGUCGCUCUGACCGGCGCGCCUAUGGAGUUCACCUUGGACGGUGACGCUGUCCCAAUGUGGACGAGAAAGCACAUCAAGGCAGGACAGAAGCUCAGAAUUGGGAAGACAACAGGCGGCGGCUGUCGUGCCUACCUUGCGGUCUACGGAGGGUUUCCGAGUGUCGCGGAUUACUUCGGUUCCAAAGCAACAAGCCCGUUAGUAGGCAUUGGUGGCUAUCAAGGGCGUGCUCUGGCUCCGGGCGAUUUGCUGGAGAUUGUCGGACCGCUGCCCGACACGCUUGGUGGACACCCUUCGAUCCCGGACUCUCUGCGCCCCACGUAUCCAGAAUCGUGGGAGAUCAUGUGCAUGCCUGGUCCACACUCAGAAGGCUACUUUACGAAAGAGGACAUCACCAUGAUCUACUCAAGCGAGCUCAAAGUCUCGCACAAUGCUAGUAGAAGCGCGAUUCGGCUUAUACCUCCGAGUACGCCGCAAUGGGCAAGAAAGGAUGGCGGAGAGGGCGGCUCUCAUCCAAGCAAUGUCGUCGAAUAUGGUUAUCCACUUGGUGCGGUUAACUGGACUGGCGAUGACCCGUGCCUAUUCGUCGUCGAUUGCCCCAAUUUUGGUGGCUUCGCCUCCUCUACGACCGUCAUACGCGCCGACUGGUGGAAGCUCGGCCAGGUCAAAGCAGGCAACACGGUCCGCUUCGGGCCAGUAUCUCUUGACGAGGCACUGAAGCUUCGAAAGCAAGUUUCUGAGUACCUUGAGGGUAUCAGGCGCGGUGUACAGACUGGCAACUUCAAGGAUGUGCACGCACUUAAGCUGACGCAUGACACGACUGGAAACUACGGCAAAGCAGUUAUUUGGGAGAGGGCUCCGCAAGAGAACCAGCCGCAGGUACGAUACCGGCAGGGCGGCGAUGACUUCAUACUGGUUGAAUAUGGCAAUGAGCAGUUCGACCUCAACCACCGUUGUCGAGUGACAGCGCUAGAGAAGGCUCUGCGAUCCCCGGAUGCACCUUCAUGGCUAAAAGAAAGCUUGAUCAACACAGUCGGAUGCUGCACAUCAAUUACGCUGUUCUACGAUGGAGCCAAACUUCCGCGGAAUCAGCUGAUUGAGCAUCUGCAGAUGCUUGAAGAUAGACUCGGAGAUCUCAGCAGGAUCAAAGUACCCUGCCGGCGCUUCAGACUUCCGCUCUCGUUCGAGAGCAAAGAGCAAUCGGAAGCCACGAAGCGUUACAUGGAGACUCAGCGACCGCACGCACCUUAUCUGCCAGACAACCUAGGCUUUGUGGCGAAGAAUAACGCUUUCACUCCUGAGCAGCUGAAGCAGAACAUGCUGAAGGGCACGCUGAUGGCUGUCGUGGUCGGCUUCUAUUGUGGAAAUACUGUCUCUUUGCCGGUCGAUCCUCGACAGCGCAUGUCAUGUCCAAAGACGAACCCAAGCCGGGUCUUUACACCCGAAGGCACGUUCGGAUGGGGCGGUUCAUGUGCUUCAAUAUAUCCUGUCGAUUCGCCUGGCGGCUAUAUGAUAAUAGCGAGAACGGUUCCUUGCUUCGACUAUCUCGGCUACAAGGCUGGCUUCUCCAUCGAGCAGCCAUGGCUUUUUCGAGAUUUCGACCUGCUGACGUUCUAUCAAUGUAGCGAGGAAGAGCUGAAUCAGAAGCUCGGACGCUUUCGUGCUGGAUUAUAUGAGUUCGAAUGGGAGGAUGUUGAGUUUGAUAUGGCGGAGCACAAUAGGCUCCUUGAGGAGACAGCGAGUGAGGUGCAGCAGCUGCGCGAAAGGCAGGCUAAGGUCCAAAUGGAGAUGAUCGAUGCGGAGAACAAGUCAUUGCGGCAAUGGCGGGAGGAGAAGGAGAAGGAAAAGCCAGACGAGGGCACAAUCGACGCAUUGCUUGCUGAUCCAGCAAUUUCGAGCAUCGAUGCACCGGUCGAAGCUAAUGUCUGGAAGGUAUUGGUUGAGGAGGGAACCGCCAUCGAGUCGAAGCAGGUCAUAGCGAUCCUUGAGGCUAUGAAGCUUGAGAUCAAUGUGAAUGCACCAGACGACUUGAACCAUGGAAAGAUUGAGAAGGUGCUCGUCCAACAGGGCGAAACGAUCAAAGCUGGCGGUCGAAUCGCAUUGGUGCGGUCUUGACGAUGAUACGCAAGCAUGUGUCUGUCAUGCCGGUCAGAAGCAGUACCUUAUCACCCGGCUAUCAUAUCACUUCAUGUUAUGCGAACACCAAUCGCAUGCUCUGACAUAGCCGGCAGCUGCGAGCGGCGUGUGAGGCAUACCCUUGCUGUGUUUCCCGAUACGACUAUCAUCAUCAGCAUAUGCCGAAGACCUUGUUCAUCAGGCUAGUGAGCCGUAGGUGCAGGCAGCAGAGUCCAGUGAGAUACGUGGAGCGAUUCACAACUGUUCACCCGCAAUUGAACCUAGAGGAAGCAUUCACCGCAGACUGAAUGUGAGUAAGUGCUUUUGCAAUAUCUGUUUGCCGGACUAAAUCUAUAACAAUG